This is a messenger RNA of Hippoglossus stenolepis (Pacific halibut), 4328 nucleotides long. RefSeq names its product solute carrier family 25 member 47a (gene slc25a47a). The transcript has 6 exons. The coding region runs from base 1047 to 1958 and encodes 303 amino acids. Gene Ontology annotation, cellular component: mitochondrion. Gene Ontology annotation, biological process: transport. The record is from RefSeq and is a predicted model, not a curated record. NCBI's taxonomy places the organism in Eukaryota, Metazoa, Chordata, Actinopteri, Pleuronectiformes, Pleuronectidae. Gene Ontology annotation, molecular function: transmembrane transporter activity.
UUAUGUCAACAAUGAAUGUUAUUUAAAAAAAAAGAUUAUAAACAGUUGUCACAAUUUAUUCGUUUUUUAACAAGUUUUUUAAAUAAUAAUAAAAAAAACGUUUAUAGAACGAAAUCAUGUACAUACUGUGGGUACAUAUGAUAAUAACAUUAUAACUAUUUAUAGAACACCUUUCAAAAAAGCGGUUACAAAGUGCUAAAUAAAGAAUAGAAUAUAUAUUUAUUUAUAAUCAUUAUUAUUAAUAACAAUACAAAACCGAAAUACAUGUUUGAUCUAUAUAUAAAUACAAAUGACAAAUAAAUAAAAUGAAGCAAAUAAAGGGGUGAACGCAAUAGAUAAAGAAGCAGGGAUAAACCUGUUUAGCAUAAUACACAGGUUUACUUAAUAAGAUAAGAUCAAAUAAGAUAAGAUAACCCGUAUUCAUCCCAUCCAGCGGGGAAAUUCAUUUGUUACAGCAGCAGAUCCAUCAAUUCAAAUAAAUAUGCAGAGAACGUGUACACGAUAAACACCUUUCAUCACCGGUGGAAAUACUAUUUGCAGAGAGAAGUGCAGUGUCACAGGAUACUGAACUAAACUCCGCAUGUAGAACAAUACAGUUGAUCAGAUAUUCAAGGGCACCGUCCUCUGGUUUAACAUGGUACCAGACGACAUCUUUGACAGUGUAUUUAUAAAUGUGCAGCUUUGAGAAAUUAUGUAAUUUUUUUUAAACGAUCCAAUAAGCUUGAAAAAGUUGCGUUUAUGAAGCUUUAAUAAGUGACUUUUUAUUCUGUGGAGUAUAAACACGCAAGAUAAUAAUAAUGUGCGACUCCCGCAUGAUUUGAUGGUGUUUAAACGCUGAUAUCUCCUAAGUCAUCCACCCAUGCAGUCACAGUGGAUUCCCUCGGCUAAACCCGGAAGCGCUGCUGUUUGGUUAGCAGCGUGACACUCCUCCCUCCUUACGUCACGUAACAGGAGCACGCUGAAGGUUAUCGUGGGUUUGUAUGAAGCGGAGGGAAGAAUGAUCUCUCAUCUGAGAAUUAGCGGCGGACCUGUCACCAUCUGACAACAUGCAGAUCGUGGAUUUUGUCUCCGGAUCGCUGGCAGGAGCAUGUGGAGUUGCUCUGGGCUACCCUCUAGAGACAGUGCGGGUCCGGAUCCAGACCCAGAAACAGUUUACUGGAAUAUGGCAGUGUGCUGUUACAACAUUUUCAAAAGAAGGGGUGCACGGCUUCUUCAAAGGCAUGACCAUACCCAUCAGCACGAUCUCUGUGACCUCCGCCGUAGUAUUCGCCACAUACAGGGACUGCCUGCGUCGUCUGAACCAGGCACGAGGAGCUGAUCCUACGGCUCCAAACAGAAAACUAGAUGUCUUCCUGUCUGGUAUGGUGGCGGGUAUAGUUCAGACUUCAGUGCUGGCUCCAGGUGACAUCGUGAAAGUACGACUGCAGUGUCAGACCGAGUCCAAGCGAGGAGGACCCGACAUGCCCAAACCUAAGUACCGUGGUCCAAUUCACUGUCUGCUGAGCAUUAUUAGAGAAGAGGGUGUCCGGGGCCUUUACAGAGGAAUACUACCUCUCAUACUACGAGACGCGCCAUCGUUUGCCAUGUACUUUUGGACCUAUUCCGUUUGCUGCGAAUUACUCACACGCAGUGGCAAGAAAAGUCCAGAUUGGAGAGCUGUAAUGCUGGCCGGUGGACUGGCAGGAAUGGUGGGUUGGACUAUAGGCACACCCAUGGAUGUGAUCAAAUCCCGUCUGCAGAUGGACGGCAUUCGGGGGCCGAGGAAAUACAGAGGUCUUAUCCACUGCCUGACUGACACGGUGCGGGUGGAAGGAGUCGGCGUUUUCUACAGAAGCUUGGGCAUCAGCGUUUUGCGCGCGUUCCCUGUUGGGGUUGCCGUGUUUGCUACGUACGAGGUUGUCAGCGGUUUCCUCCGACCUGGACCAGACAGCAUUGAACUGCCUUGGAGGCUGAAAUAGUAUCAACUACUUCCAUCCUCUGUGUAUCAUGCUCCUCUCUCUGUAUUUAAUGUUUGUUUUUACAAUGACGUCCACAGCUGCAGAGACUGGUAAGGAUGGUUUGCACAGCUAUCAUGUGAGCUUCCUGUUACAUAUAGUAUUCCUAGUGAGGGUUACAUAUCCUAAUAUGCUCAGGGGAAACGUGUUAAGGAACUGCUGUUACCAGAUAGUGGACCAUGCAGCAGCUAACCACUAGAUGUCCUCCCUGGCCAGUAUGUAACCAUAUCUGGGGGUUCUUUUCUGAAUAUGACUAAAAAAUUAUCUGCAUGACUGGUGCCUUUUUUCACCAGAAGUGCAGCGCACCAAGAAACUGCAGUACUUAUUUAAUUUUAGUUAUGGUUGGCACCUCAAGACCAUGUAAGACCUCGAAUGUAGAAUUUAUCAAUGAGCUACAAUACGCACAGUUAGGGAAGAAUGAAACCGGUCCAAGGUGCAUUUUUGUGCAUUAAUACGUCCUCUGCUUAUUUCCAGCUCAGCAGCAACAUACUUGAUGGUUCAUAAUAUUUAAACCUUUGAUGCAGUGGAUCAAGGGUCAACAUAUCUGCCAAUUUUUUUUUAUUUUUUUAAUCAAGAUGCAUGAAUUGUUCUCUGAGAAAUCAAGGAAAAUGUUAUAAAACGCCCUUCCUCGCAAUUUUUUAAGUUAGUGGAGAAAAUCCAGGAUCUGCCCCCUGAUCCGGAUCCACACCAAUUGGAUUUUCCCUUUACCCCUCAACAACAUUUCUUGGAAAUUGUUUUUUAAAUGUUUGUGUAGUCCUGCUAAAUAACAAACAAACUUGGCGGUGGUAAUUACAUACAGAAAUACACUGACCAUCAUUGUAUGCCCUCAGAAAGACAUGUAUGUACUUUCUUUUUACCUCCUUCUUCAUAUACGUUUAUACAAUACACUCGCCCCCAACAUAUAAAACACUUUGCAAAGUUGUGGGUUUAUUUUCAGGAGAAUGGGGGACAUGAAAUCAGAGUUCUUCAUAAAAGGACAAAUCUGCGAUCAAUAUUUCUUGUAAUCAACUUUUAUAAUUUUAAUGGAAAUAUUCAUUUUACUCUCUUGAACAAAAGCACUACAAGAAAACUACUAAAUGGUGAAUUGAUUUCUAACGUCAUGUAAGCAAACUGACACUGGAAUAUUUAGUCAGUUCCUACUUCUUUUCUGAGAUUAUUAUUACUACAAAUUGCAAUUCAAAAUGUGCGUAAGUGGCAAUUCUGACUGCACUUAGAAUAUGAAAUGUAGACCACUGUAUAAUUAUGGCCUUCUAAAAUUUAGGAUAUGUUCACAUAUCUGAGUUUUAGCUGCAAGUUGGAUUUCAUUUUUAAUAUUUUUAAUAUUUCUUUUAAAUCUUUCAUAACUUAAAGUGAACAGGUGCUUUAGCAGUAAGAUAAUAACAACAAACACAACUUAUUCACGGCUUCAUAUCAAGGCCACACAUCAAAUGUUUUUCAUUUGCUGUUGAAAUGUUUUCUGUCUGAUUAUUAGACACCUCACAUGUUUUUUAUUUGUGCCAUGUUGUUUCGUAGCUGUACCGCCACCUAGUGUGUGAGACGGACAUCAUCCUGGUAACAUCAUUCAGAUCGGUGUCUGCAAAUCUUUCAAAAUAAUAUCACUAGUUUUGCUCCAACUAAGACCAUCCUGAUAUUGUUUUUGUUAAGGUUAAAUAUUUCACUAAAAAUGAGUAACUGGAAAUGAUAUUGUUUUCUUUCUAUUUCUGCAACAUGCACACCCUUGGUUAUGUUUUUUUAUUUAUUUUGUGUGUGUGAUACGGUAUCUACAAGGUUACGGCUGCUCGGAUAUUUCUUUGAAAAAUAUGUAACCUAUAACUAUUCAGUGAACUUUAAUGGGAUGUGUGUAUAAUUUAACUUUGAUUUGUGUUGAGGAGUAACAAUCAAUGUAGAGUGAUAUUUUAGAUAUGAAGAUAGUGUAACAAAAUAUAUAUCGUAGUGGACGCCUUAAAUCCUUCAAACAUUUUAGAUGUGCAGUUUUAAAAGAGAGAGUCCUUCUUCCUCGGUGGAGUCACUUCCAUUCGUUUCCAUCAUUGAGUUUGAAUGUGUGGAUUACAAUAAUAAUUUUGAUCCCAUUAAUGCAAUGCAGGAUAUAGUGGAAGCUGUUGCUUCGUGAAAUGUGGCAGAAUCAUCUCUGCAGUGUGUUGAAUAAUAGAACAGAGGGAUUGGUGUAGCAUCCACAAACUUUGUGUUCCCAGCUUUACACAUUGUGGGAAACUUUAGACAUCAAAAGACAUUCACACAGUUUUUAUUGAUGUGGACCAUAUAUGUUUGUGGCAAUGUUUUUUCAAUGAAGCUUGAAACCUGAUUUAUUCCCCCAAUAAAGAACUACUGACAGAG